AUGCUUCCAAUGGCUCUCUUCAAGCUACCUUCCUCAUCUCUUCCCUUCGCCAUCCCUCGCUCGCCCCUCAGUUCCAGACGAAUUCCGCCGCCCUCAAUCGUUACUGUUUCCUGCUCCAAAUCGCCGUCGCCUUCCUCCUCCUCCUCCUCGUCUCCCACCCCCACCGGCAACAGCGAGAGCAACGAGAGUGAGACGUCGACGAGCAGGAGAAGGAUAUCGGAGCAGUCGUCAUGGGAAGCUAAGGACUCCGAAGGCAAAGAUUACCUCUACAGAUUGGGGAAAGAAGCUGAUAACAUGAACAUUUCCGUCGGCGCUAGGGAUGGCGUCAUCGACUCUCUCUUCACCGGAACUUUCCUCGGCAGGGACUCGGAUAUUGUGUUCGAUUACAGGCAGAAAGUGACGAGGUCGUUCGAGCAUCUUCAAGGCGAUUACUACAUUGCUCCAGUUUUCAUGAUGAGCGACUUACUUCACUCUACUUAUGCAGUCUGUCACAUUGUAAAGAACUACAUGGCUCAUAUCCUGAACGUCAACGUGCCGUUGAUCCUAGGUAUUUGGGGAGGAAAAGGGCAAGGCAAAUCAUUCCAGACUGAACUUAUUUUUCAAACCAUGGGAAUUGAACCAGUCAUUAUGUCUGCUGGAGAACUAGAGUCAGAAAGGGCAGGAGAACCAGGAAAACUGAUUCGAGAACGCUAUAGAACUGCUUCCCAAGUGAUCCAGAAUCAAGGCAAGAUGAGCUGUUUGAUGAUCAAUGACCUUGAUGCUGGUGUUGGUAGAUUUGGAAACACUCAACAUACAGUCAACAAUCAAAUUGUUAUUGGGACUCUGAUGAAUUUGUCAGAUAAUCCUACGAGAGUCAGUGUUGGACAAGACUGGCGAACAGAAGAUAUCACAAACAGAAUCCCCAUAAUUGUAACUGGAAAUGACUUCUCAACUAUCUAUGCUCCAUUGAUUCGUGACGGGCGAAUGGAUAAGUUUUACUGGCAGCCUACACAGGAAGACAUAUUCAAUAUUGUCAAUAGAAUGUAUGAGAAGGAUGGCAUUCCGAAGGAGGAGGUUGUUAAGAUUGUGAACUCAUUUCCAAACCAAGCUUUGGACUUCUAUGGUGCUCUAAGGUCUCGAACAUAUGAUAAAGCAAUCUCUAAGUGGGUUGAAGAGAAUGGAGGCAUGGAAAAGGUUGGCCCCAAACUUGUACGACGGAAAAGGAACGAGGAACUCCCUGUUUUCACUCCGCCCGAGCAAACACUAGAGGCUCUGAUGGAAGCAGGUCACUCUCUCAUAAGAGAACAACAGCUAAUAAUGAAGACUAAACUCUCCAAGGAAUACAUGAAAAAUUCGGAUGAUUAG
This is a messenger RNA of Linum trigynum, 1344 nucleotides long. The record is from the annotation of a GenBank genome assembly. NCBI's taxonomy places the organism in Eukaryota, Viridiplantae, Streptophyta, Magnoliopsida, Malpighiales, Linaceae.